GAAAUCAAUUUAACUCUAACCUAUUCGAAGAAAUUUUUCCGAAAUUUUUAUCUGGAAACAGAUAGUAUCUCGGCUCUUAUUUACAAUAGUAGACAGAAUAUGCAUCUAAAGUUUAAGCGAAAGCUCGGUGAUGCUAAUGGUAAAAGAAAUAUAAGUGUAGCUUUUAUGUAUGUGCAUCAAAAGACUUGUUCGACAUCCAUCUUGUGCUUUUAAAUAUCAACUUCAACGUAGGUAAAAGUGCUGUGUAUUGAAAUGACUUUUAUUCUUUUGAGCAAAGCGUAAACCCAAUAAAUGAGUGCUCCUGAAGAUUUAUUAAACGGUCAGGAUCCUGAUUAUGUAUCGGCAACCUCCAAUGACUCAGCUCAGCAGAAGAUUUAUGAAGAAAAUGCAAGAAACACUACUGCAAAAAAGAUAACUGCAAUCAUAGAAAAGGAAUUUUCACUGGAAAUUGAUUUGAAGGAAAAGGAAAUUUUGCAGAUACAGGACAGAUUACACAAAGCUCUGAAGAUUUUUCAUCUGUUGCGUUACAUUAUAAUUACUAAUUUUUACAAUCGCAAGCAGUGUCAAAUUUCCCAAGCUGUGGAAACAAAACAGACGAGAAUUCAUCCUGCAAUUAAAACAUUACUUGGAAAGAGUCCUAAAUUCGUUGAUUACACAGAUCUUGCAGUACCAUCAACGUCUACCGAUCCCCGAUUUUUAUAUGAUGACAAAUCUUUCACGUCGGACGCAAGUACCGCGCUUAAUAACAUACUUAAAAUCGAAGAAGAUGCAAACAAAAGUAAUAAUGAGUUACAAAGUAAAAAGCGAAAAAUGCUGGCUGAAGAGUUUCAACCUCGCAAGAUACCUCGUUACGUUCCACCAAAGAGCAGCUUGCCUGAGAAGAGUCCGUCUCGCGGAAAUAGUCAUAAGGUCCGCAAACGCAUUGUCGUUGGCAAUAUUUCCAAGUGGAUCCCGCCAGAUUGGCGAGAGGAUGCGUCUAGUCACAAGUGGACGAUGUAUGUGCGUGGCGACAAAGACGAGAAAGCUAACAUCAGCACUUUCGUCAGCAAGGUGAGGUUUUUCCUGCAUCCCAGCUAUCAUCCAAAUGACAUCGUUGAGGUCACAUCGUAUCCGUUUCAUUUGUCCAGACGAGGAUGGGGCGAAUUUCCUCUUAGAGUACAAUUGCACUUCAAGAAUACCUUAAAUAAGCCCAUGGAUAUAAUUCAUCAUCUGAAAUUGGAUCGUACUUAUACAGGACUGCAAACUUUGGGUUCUGAGACUUUGGUCGACGUGUGGAUUCAUACGGCUGAAUCCCAUAAUUCCGAGCAGAAUAAUAAUCGUAAAUCUUCAAUUAAUGAUACCUUCGUAAAAAUAGAAUUAAAUGAUAGUUCUGAAUCUAUUGAUAAACAAUCAGAGAAAUUUAGGGACAUGUCACGACUUAACAUUUUCAACGAAAUUCAAGUAAAAAAAGAAAUAUCUGAUUCGGAAGUACAUGAACGAUAUAAUUCACCAUUGGAUUUCAUGUUAAUGAAAAAUUCAGAAAGAAUAAAAACUAAAUCUAACGACACACUAAACACUUACAUAUCUAAUGAUAAACAUAAAGAAGCAAUAUGUCAUAUUAAACAUGAUCAUAAUUAUUUUUGCAAACAGUAUUUCAAUUCUCGUCAUUUUACAGUAAGAGAAGGAAACAUGACCGUGGAACACUUUCCGGAAAAUGACAACAAAACAUCGAUUAAUUCAACAGUUGAAAAUAACAAAAGGACAACAUCUGAUAUAAUGGUUUCCACGCAUAGAAUUAAUGGUGAUAUUCAGUCUUCCAGUAAUUACCAAUCUUUGGCAUCUUCAAAUAUAAUUAUAAAUGAUUCACAAGUAACGUCAAUAAAUGCAGCAUUCCAAGAGAACAAUAAUCGAAAAGAUCUAUUAUCCGAUACGGAUAAAUCUUUACAAAAUUCGAAAAGUGAUACUUUCAAAAUUUUAGGAACUUCUUCGACUAAUGAUACAGUGACGGCUAUUAAUGGUUUUCGCAAAUCGUUCAGUAAUUCACUCGAUUGUUUCAAUAAUUUACAGAAAACUGCAAAUUCUUCGGAAACCUGCAAUUUGCAUUUAAAACCUCUGCAAAUCUCCAUACCACCGAACAUAAUCGCAUCAAGCAGUAAGCAUAUACUUCUAUUAAAGGAUGAAAAAUCGGUACCGGUGGAUUUCAAAAAUAUUCCAUCAAAAUCUAGAGAAAACUUGAGGAUGUUUGUCGAUAGUGUGAAAGUUUCUGUUCCGAGCGUCGCAAAACUAAAUGUUCCUGUUUCUCAGGGCGUUAGCAUUCUAAAGAAGCUGCCUAAUAUUAAGGCAAAUGCACAACAGAAAGAUACCGUUAACAAUAACAAAAAAAAGACAGCGCUACUCAAACUGAAAGACAGUAAUAGUCUGCUGCUGAACGUUAACGAGAACGUGCCGAUUCUGAAAAUAGUGGACUCGCAUGAUUCACAAUACAAUUACAGCAUCGCCGAGGCAAUAGGAGGCAUUCCGUCGGUUGGCAAGCAAGAGUUCGUAUCGUGCGCAAAAUCGGAGGAUAAGACCAUUGUACAGCGGACGAAGAUCACGCUGGGUAAAGACAAAUUCAAAAUCCAGAGCAAAAAGGAUCUAUAUGAAGCGGUUCUCCAGUCGAUUGAUACCGCGAAUAUUGCCGAUGUGGAGGCAUUGAUACGAUUUAUCAUACGUCGAUUGCCGAUUGUUACACAAGACGUUCGCGAUCCCGAUUAUAGACGGUUGCAUCCUUAUGCGUGUUACAGCAAAGAGGAAUACUUGUCGUACAACGUCGGAAAGCAACGAGCCAUAGAGUGGUACCGCGCAAAGAUAAUUAGAAGCUUUCUACAAAUGAAGCUGAUCUUAAGUGAUCAAUUGUGGAGCAUCAAGGAGAUUAUGCUAUGGGCGAGACUGCACGGCUAUACACCGAGCCAAAGUGUCUUCAGCGUUCAGGAAACAGCAGGAACAAGUGAUACGAAAAAACUACCCGAUACCAUGACAGCCACUAUGAUUGUAUCUACAUAUACAGAACCAAUUACGUUGCAAAAAUGGUUGCAAACUUGCCAGCAAGAGCCUAAUCGUCAGUCAGAUAAUUAUAUCAAUGAUGAAGAAAUUGAUGUUGAAAGUAUUAAAGAAUGUCCGCGCAGAAUUACAAUCGAUCGAAGAAAAAACGGUAAUAAGAAUAGCAAUUAUUCAACCGAUUCUACAUUAAUACCGAUUGAACUUGAUGAAAAUUUGCUACCGUUCCAUAAUUUCGUGUGCGACACUGCGCAAGAAAUUGGCAUUAAAAUCGAACCGGAGGAGAUUAUUCCUGGUGUUCUAUAUUGUGCAGCUAGUCGCGUAAUAAUGCAGGUUGUCGAAUGUUUCGUAGAAGAUCUCACUCGAUCGUCAUUGGCAAGAGCUUGGGAAAGAAAUAAUGGAAAUGAAUGUCCCAAACUUAUUACGCUGAACGAUGUCCGUAAUGCUCUUGCAAAUCGAGAAGAAUUCGACAUUUUUACGAAUGAAGGUUUGGGUUCGAGACAAGAAUUAAAUUCUGAGACAACAAACUUGUAACAACAUUCAAGCUAUCGUUAGCAAAUGAUCACUUAAUCAUACCGGACUCCAGAAUACAACUAAGUAAUCGGUGUCAUUCUUAAAUACAGUAAAAGAAAACACAGAUGCGGGUUUUCUACAUGGAAAAACUA
This is a messenger RNA of Acromyrmex echinatior (Panamanian leafcutter ant), 3680 nucleotides long. It is a transcript of the gene D12, whose product is annotated as YEATS domain containing 2 homolog D12. The record is from RefSeq and is a predicted model, not a curated record. Lineage: Eukaryota; Metazoa; Arthropoda; Insecta; Hymenoptera; Formicidae. Gene Ontology annotation, biological process: regulation of DNA-templated transcription.